Messenger RNA from Penicillium concentricum, 2208 nucleotides. RefSeq lists its product as uncharacterized. The transcript is spliced from 2 exons. Gene Ontology annotation, cellular component: Swr1 complex. The record is from RefSeq and is a predicted model, not a curated record. Lineage: Eukaryota; Fungi; Ascomycota; Eurotiomycetes; Eurotiales; Aspergillaceae. Gene Ontology annotation, molecular function: ATP-dependent H2AZ histone chaperone activity. Bases 1 to 2208 code for a protein of 735 amino acids. Gene Ontology annotation, biological process: chromatin remodeling.
AUGGCCGAAAAGCGCAAGCUUCCGUCCCGGCGUGAGUCUGCAGCCAAAAGACGUGUCUCCGAAGCCACGCCGCAGUCUCACAAGAAAAAGGCGCCCACUCCUCGCGCUACAUCGCCCGAACUAGUUGACGCCCCUUUACCAACAAAAGUUAAGGAUGGAGAUAGCUUGCCUAUUGUCCGCAUGCGACAGCCGCUUUCCUUGCCGGACAAUGAGUACCAGUCAAUCGCCCAAAGUGCAGUCCUCCUUGCUUCACUCGAACGGUCGAAGAAAAAGUGGCUGAGCGAUGGCAUCCUUGUUCGAUACUACACUAAGCCGAAAAAGACGAAGCGCGAACAGACCGAGAAGAACAACCCAUCAAAGGACACUAUGACAAAGAUUGGACCAUGCGAUGUCACCAUUGGUCCCCAUUUCUUUGAUGCCAUGAUUUACAUUGUCAAAGAUCCCAGUGCGCCGGCGGCACUCCAAUAUGCACCCUCGCAACGACCGAUGGUUCACUAUGGCCACCCUAAUAACUUCCAACAAUACCGACCGUAUCCAACCCCAUCCAAUCAACAACGACCUGCGCAAUAUUCUCCUGCUCCUCCGGGUCGCCCUGGGUAUACAGGCAGCCACCCCUCACCCCAGGCAGCUCGUGACCCGAAUCAACCCUCCCCUCAAGGAGGACAAAAGCCACCACAAGGACCAAAGGGCCAGCCUGCCAAGCCAAGUCCGGACCCUGUGAUUCAAAUGCUGGCUACAAGGGCAGCUGCAGACCCUGAACUGAAGGCCUUGAUGCGUGUUGUUGCCUCAAGCCAAGCAUCCCAGGAGCAGCUCCGCGCUUUCCAAGCGCACAUCGACGAACUCAACGCAAUCAUCAAAUCAAGAGAGCAGCAAGAACAACGGCAGCAAUCGUCAACAGCACAACAAAUCACACAACAGUCAACCCCUACGCCACAAACUCAGACUCCAUCCAAAGCUUCCAAGCAGCCACCCGCAAAGACGGAGGGCCAGCCUGAGACCCCUGCUCAAGCUCCAGCAAGCCAGGCUCCUAAACCGCCCCAGAGCGCCACUGGUUCGAGCACCAUCAAGGAAGAACAAUCAGCCGCAGGGCCCAAUGGCUCCAAACUUGUGCCGUCUGAUGGAGGGCGCCCCGUGGCACCGACCCAAUCAGCGACUUCUGGUUCUGCAAGCAAUCCAGCUCCUGCUCCUAUCUCUCAGCAGCAGACUUCUGUGGUAAACCCGACACCACCAGGAAUUGCUCCACAGCCAGGAGCACGACCGGGACCACCAUAUGCCCCCCACCAACAACCUUCUUAUGGGUCACAACCUCCACUACAGUCUCGACCACCCCAAUUUGGUACUCCUGUUCCAUUCCCCCGUCCACCUCCAAUUCCUUACGUCUCGCCACUUGGAUCCCCACCAGUAAACUAUAAGUCUGUGGUUUUCGAAUUCACAUCUCCCUUAACUCCAUAUGGAAGCAGUACCUCGGGUCACGCCGGUUCGGGUGACCGCUAUCUUUUCCCUGAGUACACCAUCUUGGAAUGGCUCCCAGCUGAGAACACGGUCAUCGCCUCGUUUCUGGUAGUCCGGAAGGUGGCCCCAAAUACACCAUUCCCUCUUGAAACUGCCACAGAAGCUGCCAACUCCAAAAGCAAAGGCAAAGGGGCAUCGAAAACUAAGAAGAGUGAACCAAAAGUCAAAGCCGACAAGGGAAAACUGCCAACUGAUACCCCAACCCCCAGCCAGCCAGGCACGCCUACACCUGGAACUCCACAAAAGCAGGAACCCACCGACCAAACAGGUAUUCCAACCCCCAGCCUCCCAGGGACUCCUGCCAAUGAGGCGAAUCUUAAGGAAUACUGGCAACCCGUCACUUUCCGUAUCCACGCCCCCAAUGCCAAAAUCCUCGAGCCUCUAGCCCGGGUCGUCAAGCCUGCCGACGAGGUGCGCAAAUAUAUGAACGAUAUCAUGGACCGCGCCGAACGUGCGCCAGAUGGCUACCUGGCGAUGCGUCUGCCUCGCGAGUCAGCAUCAGAAUCCUUCGAAAAGGACGGGACACCUGCUUCUUCUGGCAAUUUCGCUACCGGCACCCGCAGUCGUCUUUCCCGUGUUCAGCUCGCUGGCGACGAAUCUGAGGUAGAGGUUUCUGGUUUCGAAUUCGAGGAGGAUGAAGAAGAUCUCAAAGAUUUCUACGAUGCGCCGAGCGGGCUACCGCCAUUGAAAGCAUGA